AAGCUUUUCUCGAAUUAUGGAUACAAAUUUCUUUUAGAUUUUAUAAUGUGUUCAAGCUAAAAUUGCAUAUAUUUGCCUCUCUCAGGUUCCUGUAGUCUAAGACACUCCGCUCAAUCUUAACAUGUUGUGCUUGUGCAGUUUGCUGUAGAGUUUAUGGUCAUAGUGUUGGAUUUGGUGGCUCCUGCUUCCAGAAGGACAUUCUUAACUUGGUCUACAUCUAUGAAUGCAAUGGUCUUCCAGAAGUGGCGAACUACUGGAAGCAGGUUAUCAAGAUCAAUGACUACCAGAAAAGCAGGUUUGUGAACCGGGUGGUUUCCUCCAUGUUCAAUACUGUUUCUGGAAAGAAGAUUGCUGUACUUGGGUUUGCAUUCAAGAAAGACACAGGUGACACAAGGGAGACGCCAGCCAUUGAUGUUUGCAAGGGCCUUUUGGGGGACAAGGCCAAGAUUAGCAUCUACGAUCCUCAAGUAUCUGAAGACCAGAUUCAGCAUGAUCUUGCUAUGAAUAAGUUCGACUGGGAUCACCCUAUCCACUUGCAGCCAAUGAGCCCAACAGCCGUGAAGGAGGUGACAGUGACCUGGGACGCAUACGAGGCCACCAAGGGAGCACAUGGGGUCUGCAUUCUGACUGAAUGGGAUGAGUUCAGGAAGCUGGAUUAUGCAAAAAUCUUCCAGAACAUGCAGAAACCAGCUUUUAUCUUUGAUGGGCGCAAUGUGGUGGAUCCGGAGAAGCUAAGGGAGAUUGGAUUCAUCGUUUACUCGAUUGGGAAGCCAUUGGAUCCGUGGCUCAAGGACAUGCCCGCUGUGGUCUAAUUGGGAGCUCAGUAGAGAGCGAUAUACGGUAAAAGACUCUUUACGGAUCAGGGUUAGGUUUUGAGUUUCAAACUGAGGAUUCUUCAAAACUAUUGUCUUGUAUUGGGUAUUUUUCUGUCUUUUGUCCUCACAUUUUAGUUAGACAGGGAAUGGUUGAUUGCACUCUUAUAUACUUUGUGUCGAAGUGUCUUCGGUUGCAUUAUCUGCUAGGGUAUUGUACUCCAUUCAUUCUUGCUGUGAGAGGAAAACACGAAUUGCUAGUUCAUCUGAAUGCCAUAUUUGGUUUUCUAAAAAUUACUUUUGACCUUGUAACUCACACAUUUCUGGCCUCGAUGUAUCUGUGCAUCAGUGCGUUAUUGUGGUUCAUUGGAAAAAGCUUCUGAAUUCGUCAAGUAUUAAAGGCAAUUAAACUGCUUCAUAA
This is a messenger RNA of Musa acuminata AAA Group (dessert banana), 1233 nucleotides long. RefSeq names its product UDP-glucose 6-dehydrogenase 4. Gene Ontology annotation, molecular function: NAD binding; UDP-glucose 6-dehydrogenase activity. The transcript has a single exon. Gene Ontology annotation, cellular component: nucleus. NCBI's taxonomy places the organism in Eukaryota, Viridiplantae, Streptophyta, Magnoliopsida, Zingiberales, Musaceae. Gene Ontology annotation, biological process: glycosaminoglycan biosynthetic process. The record is from RefSeq and is a predicted model, not a curated record. The coding region runs from base 321 to 812 and encodes 163 amino acids.